CAUGAUGCAUCUGUCCUGCCGGUGCGCCUGCAAAACUGUAAUCUGUGCCACGCGCCCGCACAGCUAGCAGCAGGAGGGAAGCUUGAAGCUCCGCGAGGUUUCAUCAGCUCAGCCGGUGGUUUCAAACAGUGCUGUGCGUUUUGCCAUGAGACACAAUCUGGCCUGAAGGUGCUUUGACAUGCAACGCUUUCCCUAUCCCAUUGUCCCAAUGGACCCUCAAGUGUGUCCGCCACCGCUGAGCAGCAGCCAAUCUUUGAUCAGCGGCCAAUCUUUGAUCAGCGGCCUUGACAAAUCCCCAGCAAGCACGUUCAAACCUGGCCACUCGCGUAACAGCAGCACCGGCUCCUCCAAAUAUUCAAAGCAGUCUCGUCACUGGGAGGUCAUGGAUGACCUGCAGCACCUGGAUAUGUAUUCUGUUCCCGGCUCCACAGUGGACCUCAGUAUCCCUGGGAUCUGUGAGGGCUACUUGAUGAAGAAGAGGAAGUACCCGCUCAAAGGCUGGCACAAGAGAUACUUCCUGUUGGAGAAGGGGAUCCUCAAGUAUUCAAAGACACAGCAAGAUAUUCAGAGAGGGAAGCUCCAUGGCUCCCUUGAUGUCAGCCUUGCCGUCAUGUCGGUCAACAAGAAGUCCAAAGGCAUAGACCUGGAUGCUGGAGACAACCUCUACCACCUCAAGGCAAAGAGCCACGACCUCUUCUACAUCUGGUUGACCAAGCUGUGUGCCCAUCGUGUUUAUAGGAAAAAUGAAGCGAUGUCUGUCCAUCGGGGCGUCCUGCACGCUCUCUCCAUGGGUCCAAACACCUUGCCAACCAUGGUCAAUCUUGCCCAGACAAACAGAGCAAUGCCUGCUCACUAUGCCAGCUCAGCAUCAGUGUACCAACCCGAGAUGGGAAGCCCUGCCCCUGCUGUCGCCUCUCAACCAGGCGUGACCAACAAGGUGUCAGCGUGGCUGCAACAGACCCACGACAUCGAUGGAACCUCCAACGACUUGGCUCGUUGUCAGGGAGAGCUGACAGAACUGGCCCAGCUCAUCCAGCGACUCCAUUGGCUGGAAGGCGGCCUGCCAAUCACAGACACUGACCUUGAAAUGCGAAUCAGCAUGCAGAAUCUCUCCCUGGAGAAGCCCAAGAAAGGGAAAGGUUUCGGUCACUCCAGGACUUUGUCGCGUGUUGAAGCCAUGGGGGGAAUGUUCACCUCCAGCCACCUGAGCACCAACGGCAGCUCCGGUUUGGGGGCUUCGGUUCAGUCCAUCCCUGGCUACGUCUACUCUCAGCUGUCUAACCCUCAGGUGUCCUCACCUGAAGCCAAGAAGCUUCACCAGGACAUCUGCACUUCUUCUCAGAGGGUCCAUGCAUCCCUCAAGUCCAUUCAUGAGGUUUUGUCCUUGGAGAGAGAGAGACUGAGGCAGGCCUGGACCGGCCCAGAACUGAGGCAAAAUACCUCACAGCAGCUCGCUACACUCUGCAGCACACUGUCUGAGUUUGAUGUACAGUCCCAUCUGACCAAAGUCCACUCGCUUUCCCUGUCCUCUGACUCCACUGACGAAUCCUUCUGCACCGUCCGUCCUGACCAGAGGACACCAUCUAUGGGUCGCCACAGUCACCGCGCACCCUCAGUGGCGGACUCCAUGGCAGAAUAUUUCGAUGCCAGUGAGGUGAUCGUGUGCGAGACCUCAUCAGAGGCCGAGGCUUCAGACGAGUCAGGCCUGAGUGACAUCACCACCACCACCAACUCUGAACCUGAAGAGGGCCAUGCCACUGCCACCCUCAACUACCGGGCCAGUCUGAGCAACGCUCCCGACAAACCCAGCCCAUCCACCACCAAUACUGGUCGUCGCACUGUCCUUCCCGCUUCAGGGACAGACAACAGCCACAUCGGCAUCAUGACCAUCCUGUAUAACAACAUCGGCAAGGACCUGUCUAGAGUGUCCAUGCCGGUGGCUCUCAAUGAGCCCGUCUCUUUGCUGCAGAGAGUCAGUGAAGAGCUGGAGUACUCUGAUCUCCUGGACAUUGCCAACCACACUGAUGAUCCAUUUGAGAGAAUGGUUUACGUGGCAGUGUUCUCCAUCUCUGGAUAUGCCUGGGCAUCCUGGAGGAAUCGCUACAAACCCUUUAACCCUGUUCUGGGAGAAACUUAUGAGAAUCUCAGAGAAGACCGAGGCUUCCAAUACCACAGUGAGCAGGUCAGCCACCACCCACCCGUCUCUGCCUGCCACGCAGACUCCGAAAACUUCACUUUCUGGCAAGAUCAGAGGUGGAAGAACAAGUUUUGGGGGAAAUCGGUGGAGAUCAUCUCUUCUGGACAGGUCAAUGUUACCCUGCCCAGCUAUGGUGAUCACUACGAAUGGAACAAGGUGGUGACAUGUAUCCACAACGUACUGAGUCAGGAGCGCUGGUUGGAGCACUACGGCGAGGUGGUCAUCAAAAACACAAAGAGUGACGCCUGCACCUGCAAGAUCACCUUUGUCAAGUCUCGUUACUGGAGCUCUGACAACAGUAAGAACGAGGUGCAGGGCGUGGUUCUGGACCGAUCUGGAGAGGUGGUUCAUCGAUUUGGAGGCCUCUGGCAUGAGGGCAUUUUCUGUGACACCUUGCCUACUCCAAAGUGCAUCUGGAAGCCAAAUGUGCAGCCUGAUGACCACCCCCAGUUCUACGGCUUCUCAACAUACGCCAGAGAACUAAACGAACUUACGCCUGAUCUGAGAUCAGUCCUCCCACCUACAGACACGCGCUUCAGACCAGACCAGAGACUCCUUGAGGAGGGGAAGGUAGCAGAAGCAGAUAAAAUGAAGGAUGAGGUAGAGGAGAAGCAGAGGGAGAGAAGGAAGGAAAUGGCAAAGAGAGGGGAGGAGCAUGUCCCCAGGUUCUUCAGGAAAUCUGUGGAUGAGGCCGGCAGAGAGGUGUGGCUGUCCAAUGGAACCUACUGGAAGCUUCGCAAAGAGCCGGGCUUCGCCAACACCGAAAACCUAGAGCUGUGGUAGAACAAUACGAAGGAAUGAAACCAGCCAGGUGCUAAACACAUGGUAAUAUGAUGAAGAGGAAUAAUACACCCCCAAAAUAACCACAUGAUUAAUUGUACCCAUGUUAGCCCAAUAAUCUACAAGUCACUAUGGCUUAUUCCUUUAUAAACAAUGAUCCAGCUGCUUCCAUUACUGCAAGGAUGUAGAGGAGAGGGGUGUCCUAAGGCACAAAUGAAGCUCUCAUUGGGUUUUCGUGCCAUGUAGAGGUGAGGUGCCACUAUGGGCUAAAUGAAGACUGAUUUAGAAGAAGCCAGAUGUCCUUCGAGACCUUAAAUAUAAUCAUUCAUGAUUCAAAAGCUAAUCUUGACUCAAAAUACAUUUUUAAAACCCAGCCCUUGAGAAAAUAGUUUGUGUCUGGAUUGAGGGCUCUCUGUAUGUAAAGUGUUUUGUAUUAUAUUGAUGGGACAAAUGUCAGAUAUGUAAUGCCUAGUUAGUUUUAAUGUGCCGAUAUUAAUAUUUUUAUUAAGUGUAAUUUUAAUGACAGUUAUGAGUUCAAAUGUUUUCAGGCGCUUGCUUCCUGCAGAGGAAUCCAGAAUGAUAAGAGGGCUGAUCUGGUCCUUUUUAUGGGGUGUGUUACAGGUGAACUGGUGCUGUCCUGCUUUCUUUCUCAGUGGGUCUUACUGUUUGAGCUUGUCUAUUUGUAAAGUCAGUGUGCGUUUUAUUUUCUGAUGUUGAGGCUCGACACACUGGUGAUGCAUAGUUUUUCUAAAGUGUCCUUUUGCUGAUUAGAUCUAGCAGUCCUGAAAGCCUAGCCUUCCUCCUCGCCUGUAUGAUCUACUGUCCAAAAUGAGCUGACAGGCGAGGAUUGCACCUCUCGGACCUAUAUCCUCUCAGUUGAUGCAAUGAAGUAUUUUUAUUGAUGUUUCAACAAUGGAUUUUAAUGAGGAAAAGAGACUAUUGUUAAAACCCAGUGAAAUAUGUUUCCUAAUGUUUUUGUUGUUGUUUUUUUUUCAAAUAAAAAGUUCUAUAAUCAA
Molecule: messenger RNA, 3993 nt
Organism: Centropristis striata (black sea bass)
Lineage: Eukaryota; Metazoa; Chordata; Actinopteri; Perciformes; Serranidae
Product: oxysterol-binding protein-related protein 7-like
Exons: 23
Coding region: 179-2980 (933 amino acids)
Cellular component (GO): perinuclear endoplasmic reticulum; cytosol; plasma membrane
Molecular function (GO): cholesterol binding
Source: RefSeq, a predicted model, not a curated record